This is a messenger RNA of Verruconis gallopava, 1382 nucleotides long. RefSeq lists its product as uncharacterized. The coding region runs from base 94 to 1209 and encodes 371 amino acids. The record is from RefSeq and is a predicted model, not a curated record. The transcript has a single exon. NCBI's taxonomy places the organism in Eukaryota, Fungi, Ascomycota, Dothideomycetes, Venturiales, Sympoventuriaceae. Gene Ontology annotation, biological process: maturation of SSU-rRNA. Gene Ontology annotation, molecular function: rRNA small subunit aminocarboxypropyltransferase activity.
AUCGGCGCCCUGACACGCGGUGGUCUCGCAAAAAAGAAAAAAGGUUCUCCAUAGCGCAUUUUUGCUCUUCUUUGAAGAGCGAAUUUCACAGACAUGGUCAGACACAAGAAGGACAAUUAUUCCCGCGGCAAGAAGCCCUCUGCUGGCGCGCGCCAGCGUACCCCGCGAGACACAGACGCCGACGAACAAAUACGGCAGCGUCCCAACUUCAAAGCAGCAUGUUGGGAUCUGGGCCACUGCGACGCGAAGCGCUGCUCCGGAAAGAGGCUUAUGCGGUUGGGUCUUAUGCGCGAACUUCACGUGGGCCAAAAAUUUGCGGGCGUGGUCAUCAGUCCGAAGGGCAAAAAGCUCGUCUCUCGCGCGGACAACGAAUUGCUGGAGCAAUACGGCGCUGCCGUUGUGGAAGCAAGCUGGAACAGAAUCGAAGAGGUACCGUUUUCACGGAUAGGAGGCAAGUGCGAGAGGCUGCUGCCGUAUCUUGUGGCGGCGAACCCCACCAAUUAUGGCCGGCCGUGGAGACUGAACUGUGUGGAGGCGCUGGCUGCGUGCUAUCACAUAUGCGGACACGAGGACUGGGCGGAGGAGAUCCUUUCGACGUUCUCGUACGGCCAGUCUUUCCUGGAUAUCAACGCAGAGGUGUUGAAGAGGUACGCAGAGUGUCAGACGGACGAAGAGAUUAAGAAGGUGGAGGAGGAGUGGCUACAGAAGAUCGAGAAGGAAUACACGGACAGGCGGAUAGAUCGGACCGCGGAAGGUGACGAGUAUUUGCUUGCCGAGUCUGACGAGGAGAGCGGCGACAAGCAGAGCGACGAAGGGGAAGAGGACGAAGAUGCCGUGCGGGAUCGCUUUGAAUUGCCUUCAGAAUCAGACGACGAGGAGGAGAUGGCCGAGCUGCGGCGACGGGUCUUGCAAUCAAAGCCGUUCGCCAUCAGCGCUGAUCUGGAAGACACAAAACAACAGCCUCAGAGGGUCGCGCGGCCUCCGUCACCGCUCCCCGCACCCAAGCGCGGGGUAAGUCGGGAACUUGAAGAUGACGAUCAAGACGAUGGAGCAUCCGGCUCGGAGGAAGAGGAUGGUCUCGAUGAUGAGUUCGACAACAUCAUGCAGCGUGGGCCCGUUACUGACCGCAUUGGGAUCAACGCGAAGCAGCAGGCCAGGGCACGAGAUCAGGAGGCGAAGUUGGCCUUCAGAUCUGCGACCGGUAGAUGACAGACUUGAAAUCAGAGAAUGGAAACAAGAGCUAUACUGUUGAGCUAUCAAUGAAUGCCUUGCCGUGUUGAUGUCGUUCUGUCUGCGUCUACGUGCCUUUUCUUAAGAUCAAAAGACGUCGGGAAGAAAUAAUAUUCUUGCAGGAGUUUAAUGGCGUCCACCUGAAAACAUGC